Messenger RNA from Cyclocybe aegerita, 456 nucleotides. NCBI's taxonomy places the organism in Eukaryota, Fungi, Basidiomycota, Agaricomycetes, Agaricales, Hemipholiotaceae. The record is from the annotation of a GenBank genome assembly.
AUGAGACGGACGAGAGGGCGAACGAACGUCAAGGAGGAACGCGAAGGUGUUGGGCGCACGAGUGAUUGGAGGCGGCUGGCCAGACGAGGCAGCGGCAGCCAAUCAGGAGAGGCGGUGCCCUCGGGCCGGGAGAUCGCCCCCCUCGUGUAUAGCUCUCCUAUCCUCUCCGUGUCCCCUCUCUGCGUCCACAGCACAACGUGGUCCCUCGACGUCUCAGAACUGAAGCUCGUCCUGCCUGAUGCACCGGACCUCUCAUCGUCCUCCGACCUCUCUCCGUAUAGAGGCCUUCCUUUGUCACGCCUCAUUCUUGCAAGACCUCUAACCGGUCCGAAGCAGCAUGUGGAUGGCAUACCGCCCCGCAAACUCGUGACACCGCAACGUCUGGAGACGUUCGUUGAAAAGCUUGGAGAACGAGGACUGCUGUCCCGCACGAGGAGUGUGAGCAGAAGGGGAUGA